Doryrhamphus excisus (bluestripe pipefish) is the source of this 6110-nucleotide messenger RNA. RefSeq names its product myosin-1-like. Gene Ontology annotation, cellular component: myosin filament; cytoplasm; myosin II complex. NCBI's taxonomy places the organism in Eukaryota, Metazoa, Chordata, Actinopteri, Syngnathiformes, Syngnathidae. The record is from RefSeq and is a predicted model, not a curated record. Gene Ontology annotation, molecular function: ATP binding; actin filament binding; microfilament motor activity.
GGGGUGGGGGGACGGGGGGGGUAUCUGAUACCAUUCUUCCAAGACCAGCUCAUUGACCUAAACAGGAGAGCUGCUCCUCCUCGGUGGCCCGGAGAUACCGCUAUAAAAGUCCAACUCUCAGGCUCCUCCGAAGUUUUGGACUGAUAGGCUGCCAGCCAAGUAUCUACAGCAGCUGCCAUCACUGUGUGAGAAAAAGGAGGCACUAUGAGUGGGGACCCAGAAAUGGAGUGUUUUGGUCCGGCGGCCAUCUACCUCCGGAAGCCAGAAAGAGAGCGACUCGAGGCUCAAAACACUCCGUUUGACGCCAAGACCGCGUACUUUGUGUCCGAGCCCACCGAGAUGUACGUGAAAGGGAAACUGGUGAAGAAGGAGGGGGGCAAAGCCUCCGUGGAAGUCAAGGCUGGGAAGACGCUCACUGUCAAAGAUGAUGAAAUCUUCCCCAUGAAUCCACCAAAGUUUGACAAGAUCGAGGACAUGGCCAUGAUGACCCACCUGAGUGAGCCCGCCGUGCUGUACAACCUCAAAGAGCGCUACGCAGCAUGGAUGAUCUACACCUACUCCGGGUUGUUCUGCGUCACCGUGAACCCCUACAAGUGGCUCCCGGUGUACGAUGCGGUGGUGGUGUCAGGAUACAGAGGCAAAAAGAGGAUCGAGGCGCCUCCUCACAUCUUCUCCAUCUCUGAUAACGCCUAUCAGUUCAUGCUCCAAGAUCGUGAGAACCAGUCCAUCCUGAUUACUGGAGAAUCUGGUGCAGGAAAGACUGUGAACACCAAACGUGUCAUCCAGUACUUUGCGACAAUCGCAGUAGCUGGAGGAAAGAAAGCAGCAGAGCAAGUUCCUGGAAAAAUGCAGGGAUCACUGGAAGAUCAAAUCAUUGCAGCCAAUCCCCUGCUGGAGGCUUACGGUAACGCCAAAACUGUGAGGAAUGACAACUCCUCCCGUUUUGGUAAAUUCAUCCGAAUCCACUUUGGCACCACGGGAAAACUGGCUUCAGCAGAUAUUGAAACAUACCUGCUGGAGAAGUCUCGCGUGACCUUCCAGCUGUCUGCUGAGAGGAGCUACCACAUCUUCUAUCAGCUGACCACCGGACACAAACCCGAAUUGUUAGAGGCUCUCCUCAUCACCACCAACCCGUACGACUAUCCCAUGAUCAGCCAGGGAGAAAUAGUUGUCAAGAGCAUCAACGACGUCGAGGAGUUCAUCGCCACCAAUAUGGCCAUUGACAUCCUGGGCUUCAAUGCAGAAGAGAAGAUGAGCAUUUACAAGCUGACUGGAGCUGUGAUGCAUCACGGCAACAUGAAGUUCAAGCAGAAACAAAGAGAGGAGCAAGCCGAGCCUGAUGGCACUGAGGUGGCUGAUAAAAUCGCCUACCUCAUGGGACUCAACUCAGCCGAUAUGCUCAAGGCUCUGUGUUACCCGCGAGUCAAGGUCGGCAAUGAAAUGGUGGUUAAAGGUCAAACUGUGCCUCAGGUGAACAACUCCGUCAAUGCGCUCACCAAAUCCGUGUAUGAUAAAAUGUUCUUGUGGAUGGUGGUCAGAAUCAACGAGAUGCUGGACACCAAGCAGCCCAGAAGCUACUUCAUCGGUGUCCUGGAUAUUGCUGGAUUUGAGAUUUUUGAUUUCAACAGCUUGGAGCAGCUGUGCAUCAACUUCACCAACGAGAAACUGCAACAGUUUUUCAACCACCACAUGUUUGUCCUGGAGCAAGAGGAGUACAAGAAGGAAGGAAUCGAAUGGGAGUUCAUAGACUUUGGCAUGGACUUGGCUGCCUGCAUUGAGCUUAUUGAGAAGCCAAUGGGCAUCUUCUCCAUCCUCGAAGAGGAGUGCAUGUUCCCCAAAGCGACAGACAUGACCUUCAAGAACAAACUGUAUGACCAGCAUCUUGGUAAAAGCGCCCCCUUCCAGAAGCCAAAGCCGGCCAAAGGCAAAGCCGAAGCCCACUUUGCCCUGGUUCACUACGCGGGUACUGUGGACUACAACGUCACAGGCUGGCUGGACAAGAACAAGGACCCCCUGAACGACUCGGUUGUUCAGCUCUACCAGAAGUCAUCAGUCAAGUUGUUGGCUUUGCUGUUUAUGUCUCAUUCUUCUGGAGACGAUCCCAAAGCAAAGAAAGGUGGCAAGAAGAAAGGCGGUUCAUUCCAGACUGUAUCAGCUCUCUUUAGGGAAAACCUGGGAAAGCUGAUGACCAACCUGAGGAGCACCCACCCACAUUUUGUGCGCUGUUUGAUUCCGAAUGAGACAAAAACACCAGGUCUGAUGGAGAACCACCUGGUCAUCCACCAGCUGCGUUGCAACGGAGUACUGGAAGGCAUCAGGAUCUGCAGGAAGGGUUUCCCCAGCAGAAUCCUCUACGGCGACUUCAAGCAGAGGUACAAAAUACUGAAUGCUAGCGUCAUCCCAGAAGGGCAAUUCAUUGACAACAAGAAGGCAUCAGAGAAACUUCUGGAGUCCAUCAGUGUGGAGAAGUCACAGUACAGAUUCGGACAUACCAAGGUGUUCUUUAAAGCCGGACUUCUGGGUACUUUGGAAGAGAUGAGGGAUGAGAAACUGGUUGAACUGGUCACCAUGACGCAGGCUCUCUGCCGAGGCUACGUCAUGAGGAAGGAGUUUGUCCAAAUGAUGGCCAGGAGGGAGGCCAUUUACUCCAUCCAGUACAACAUCCGCUCAUUCAUGAACGUCAAAACGUGGCCAUGGAUGAAGCUCUACUUCAAGAUCAAACCUCUGCUGAAGAGCGCGGAGACUGAAAAGGAGAUGGCCCAAAUGAAAGAAGACUUUGAAAAAACCAAGGAAGAUCUCGCUAAGGCUUUGGCCAAGAAGAAGGAACUGGAGGAGAAGAUGGUUUCCCUCCUGCAGGAGAAGAAUGACUUGCAGCUGCAGAUUCAGUCUGAGGGUGAAAACCUUGCUGACGCUGAGGAAAGGUGUGAGGGCCUCAUCAAAGCCAAAAUCCAGCUGGAGGCCAAAGUCAAGGAGGCGUCCGAGAGGCUGGAGGAUGAAGAGGAGGUGAACGCUGAGCUGACGGCCAAGAAGAGGAAGCUGGAGGACGAGUGCUCUGAGCUGAAGAAAGACAUUGAUGACUUGGAGCUCACCCUGGCUAAAGUCGAGAAGGAGAAACACGCCACUGAGAACAAGGUUAAAAACCUGGUUGAGGAGAUGGCCUCUCAAGAUGAGACCAUUGCCAAGUUGUCCAAAGAGAAGAAAGCCCUCCAAGAGGCCCAUCAGCAGACCUUGGAUGACCUUCAGGCAGAGGAAGACAAAGUCAACACUCUGACCAAGGCCAAGUCCAAGCUGGAGCAGCAAGUGGAUGACCUUGAGGGAUCCCUGGAGCAAGAGAAGAAGCUUCGUAUGGAUCUGGAGCGAUCAAAGAGGAAGUUGGAAGGAGAUCUGAAGCUGGCCCAUGAGACCAUCAUGGAUCUGGAAAAUGACAAGCAGCAGUCUGAUGAAAAAAUCAAAAAGAGGGACUUUGAGAUAAGUCAGCUUCUUGGUAGAAUUGAGGAUGAACAAUCAGUUGGGAUUCAACUUCAUAAGAAAAUAAAAGAACUGCAGGCUCGUAUUGAGGAGCUGGAGGAGGAGAUCGAAGCUGAGCGUGCCGCUCGAGCCAAAGUGGAGAAGCAGAGGUCUGAUCUUGCCAGGGAACUCGAGGAGAUCAGCGAGCGUCUGGAAGAAGCCGGUGGGGCCACUUCGGUUCAGAUCGAGAUGAACAAGAAGCGCGAGGCCGAGUUCCAGAAGCUUCGUCGCGACCUGGAGGAGUCCACCCUGCAGCACGAGUCCACCACCGCGGCGCUCCGUAAGAAGCAGGCCGACAGCGUGGCAGAACUCGGCGAGCAGAUCGACAACCUCCAGCGCGUCAAACAGAAGCUGGAGAAGGAGAAGAGCGAAUACAAGAUGGAGAUUGACGACCUCAGCAGCAACAUGGAGUCCAUCGCCAAAUCCAAGGGAAACCUGGAGAAAAUGUGUCGCUCUCUGGAAGAUCAACUCAGUGAAUUCAAGUCCAAGAAUGAAGAACAUGUGCGUCAGUUGAAUGACAUGAAUGUUCAACGAGCAAGACUCACCACUGAAAAUGGGGAGUUUGGUCGUCAGCUGGAGGAGAAGGAAUCUCUGGUCUCCCAGCUGACAAGAGGCAAACAGGCUUUCAUUCAUCAGAUAGAAGAACUUAAAAGGAGCCUUGAGGAAGAGUCAAAGGCCAAGAACGCCCUGGCCCACGCCGUCCAGUCCGCCCGCCAUGACUGCGACCUCCUCAGAGAGCAGUACGAGGAGGAGCAGGAGGCCAAGGCUGAGCUGCAGCGAUCCAUGUCCAAGGCCAACAGCGAGGUGGCUCAGUGGAGAACCAAAUACGAGACGGAUGCCAUUCAGCGCACCGAGGAGCUGGAGGAGGCAAAGAAAAAGCUCGCCCAGCGUCUCCAGGAUGCGGAGGAGUCCAUCGAGGCGGUGAACUCAAAGUGCGCCUCUCUGGAAAAGACCAAACAGAGGCUGCAGGGUGAAGUGGAAGAUCUGAUGAUCGACGUGGAGAGAGCCAACGCUCUGGCCGCCAACCUCGACAAGAAGCAGAGGAACUUUGACAAGGUUCUUGCCGAGUGGAAGCAGAAAUACGAGGAGAGCCAGGCUGAGCUGGAAGGAGCUCAGAAGGAGGCCCGCUCACUCAGCACGGAGAUGUUCAAAUUGAAGAACUCCUAUGAAGAAGCCCUGGACCACCUGGAGAACCUGAAGAGGGAGAACAAGAACCUGCAACAGGAAAUCACGGAUUUGACCGAGCAUAUUGGAGAGUCAGCAAAGACCAUCCAUGAGCUGGAGAAGGCCAAAAAGACGGCUGAGAGCGAGAAAGCCGAAAUCCAAACCGCUCUUGAGGAAGCCGAGGCAACCCUGGAGCACGAAGAAUCAAAGAUCAUUCGCAUCCAGCUGGAACUGACCCAAGUCAAGAGCGAGAUCGACAGGAAGCUUGCAGAGAAGGAUGAGGAGAUGGAGCAGAUCAAGAGGAACAGCCAGCGUGUGAUCGAGUCCAUGCAGAGCACCUUGGAUGCUGAGAUCAGGAGCAGGAACGAUGCCCUGAGGGUGAAGAAGAAGAUGGAGGGAGACCUGAAUGAGAUGGAGAUCCAGCUGAGCCAUGCCAACCGUCAGGCCGCUGAAGCACAGAAACAACUGAGGAACAUCCAGGCACAACUCAAGGACGCUCAACUGCACCUUGAUGAAUCUCUGAGGGCUUACGCCGACAUGAAGGAGCAGGUUGCCAUGGUGGAGCGCAGGAACAACCUGAUGCUGGCUGAGAUCGAGGAGCUCAGAGCUGCUCUGGAGCAGACGGACCGAAGCCGCAAAGUGGCUGAGCAGGAACUCGCUGAUGCCAGCGAGCGUGUUGGUCUGCUGCACUCUCAGAACACAAAUCUUAUAAACACUAAGAGGAAGCUGGAGGCCGACCUUGUCCAGAUCCAAGGUGAAGUGGAGGAUGCUGUUCAGGAAGCGAGGAAUGCUGAAGAAAAGGCCAAGAAGGCCAUCACUGAUGCUGCCAUGAUGGCAGAGGAGCUGAAGAAGGAGCAGGACACCAGCGCUCACUUGGAAAGAAUGAAGAAGAACCUUGAGGUGACAGUCAAAGACCUGCAGAACCGCCUGGACGAGGCUGAGAGUCUGGCUCUGAAGGGGGGCAAGAAGCAGCUCCAGAAACUGGAGGCUCGGGUCCGGGAACUGGAGUCGGAGGUGGACGCUGAACAGAAGAGAGGCGCCGAAGCCAUCAAGGGCGUACGCAAGUAUGAACGACGAGUCAAGGAGCUGACUUAUCAGACGGAGGAGGACAAGAAGAACAUCGUGAGACUCCAGGAUCUGGUGGACAAGCUGCAGCUCAAAGUGAAAGCCUACAAGAGGCAGUCAGAAGAAGCUGAGGAGCAGGCCAACACGCACCUGAGCAGGUACAGGAAGGUCCAACACGAGAUGGAGGAGGCUCAGGAGAGGGCCGACAUCGCUGAAUCUCAGGUCAACAAGCUGAGAGCCAAGAGCCGCGACUUUGUCCGGGGAAAGGAUGCUGAAGAGUGAACAGCAGCCACAUGACGACACAGCCAUGCAAGAAAUCGUAAAAUAUGAUCUUUUUGGCGUGUCAUCACAAUAAAUUUUGGCUAGCAGCUGGA